Molecule: messenger RNA, 183 nt
Organism: Aspergillus fischeri NRRL 181
Lineage: Eukaryota; Fungi; Ascomycota; Eurotiomycetes; Eurotiales; Aspergillaceae
Exons: 2
Coding region: 1-183 (60 amino acids)
Molecular function (GO): transmembrane transporter activity
Source: RefSeq, a predicted model, not a curated record
AUGUUCAGCAUGGGCCCCAUCGUCGGGAAACUAUAUGAUAUCUUCGGCCCCCGAUACAUCAUCCUCAUAGGCUCAUUCCCCCACGUCUUCGGCCUGAUGAUGGCCUCGUUGGCUACAGAAUACUACCAGCUCCUCCUCUCCCAAGGCGUCUGCAGCGCUAUCGGCGUCGCGGCCAGCUUCUAG